CGGAACGGUAUUUUGAUUUCGAUAGAAUCAUUUGUAGACGCGAGUAUCGAGUACUAAUCAUUGCAAUUCGACGUUAUAUAAUUUUAGUGAAUUGUUCUGAAAUUGAGAAUAUUUUUGCACUUUAUUAGUUGAUCUACAUAAAAGUGACAAACGAAUUCUCAGCAUCUGUUGAUUCAUCGACGUUUCUGGUGUAUGAAUGUACCGCGCGCCGAAAGAAAAUACUUAUUUUUUUUUCAAACAUGAUGUCAAAUCUCCUGCUAUUACAAUUUGAAAAGUGUUUAUAGAGGAUUCGAUCUAUAAAUAACGUAACAAAACGCAGAAGGAUUUAAAUUUGGGUCGACUACGUCUACAUACCGCCCGGCUAGGCUAUUUUAAAAUUGUACGAAUCUCUUGUUUUGACACCUUACGUUUGAGCCGUUUUAUUUUCAUCAAUUCGUUUAUCAAUUUACAGGGACAUUCACUAAAAUUUUAACGGCAACAUGGGAAUGAUUCUAUCAAGAUUUCGAAAAAAGAAAACGACAAUUGAAAUAUUGGAGGAUCUAGAUACGAAAAUUAAAGAAAUAGAGAGAUAUGGGCAAACUACAGAACAAAGACAUAAAAAGAUUGUUGGAACACUGAUUCUUUACAGUGUUAUACUUUAUAUUGUAACAGCAUUCAUUUUUUAUUUUUAUUUCUUCCCAGCAUCUUUAUAUGAUCAAAUAUUUUAUAUCAUUCCAUUGUUAAUUUUUCCAAUUCUAAUAUUACUUACAAAAAAAAUGGUUACAUGGUAUUAUAAACGUAAAAUCUCUGAGAAUCAAGAAAAAUUAAGUACAAUGCAAUCAGAGAAAAAGAAAAUCCUAGAUGAAGUUACAGAAACUGAAACAUACAAAAAAGCUAAAGAAAUUUUAAUGAAGUUUGCUCCAGAUCAGUUAAGAAUGACUCCUUUAUCUCCACAGCCAACUUAUAAGGUAUCACCACCAUUAGAAACAUCUCAAAGAUUUAGCACACCACAAAAUGUGAUAUCCCCCAUACCUUCUUCUGCGGAACUACGAAGAAGAGUAGUAACAAGUCAAAAUCAGCUGAACAUGCAAAGUGGUAUGCCCACUAACACUGGCCUUGUCCCAGUUGGCGUAGCUCCCACUCAAAAUCCAUCAAGUACUCCUUUCCAGGGUGGCAUGAAACCAAUUAACUCUCCAAUCAUGGGUUAUCGGUCACCGUUACCUCGUCCGGUAUUGCCUCGUGAAAGGAAUUACUUAGAUCGAUUAAUUGAUUAUUUAGUGGGUGAUGGCCCAUCAAAUCGUUAUGCGUUAAUUUGCCGACAUUGCGAAUCGCAUAACGGAAUGGCCCUGAAAGAAGAAUUCGAAUAUUUUGGAUUCAGAUGUUGUUACUGCAACUUCUGGAAUCCUGCAAGAAAACAAAAGAAACCUUCUGCGCCAAAAUUGGAGUAUGAUGCAACUUCUUUUGCACACAGUUCAUCAUCUUCAAAUACUCCUGAUCAUACAUUAGGUGCCACAAAUAUGGAACCUUCACAAGUUAUGCAACCGGAAACGACCCCAUCAGAUACAGAUUCCGACAUCGAAGUAGUUGAAAAACCGACAGAAAUUCCAGAAGACACUGAACAUAUAGAUGAACCAGUGAAAAACGAAUGUGAUGAACCAGAUGCUACAAAAUCUGAGACAAAAGAAGAGGAAAAAUGCGAAGAAAGUGUUGAGAAAAUGGACGUUGACGAUUCGUUCUCCUAACACGAACAUAUUUCAAAGGAAUAUAUGACAGAAAACAUUUUGUUAUGAAAUGUUACUACAAUUGACAUUGUAGUGCAUAG
Messenger RNA from Megachile rotundata (alfalfa leafcutting bee), 1801 nucleotides. RefSeq names its product zinc-ribbon metal-binding protein lunapark (gene Lnpk). Lineage: Eukaryota; Metazoa; Arthropoda; Insecta; Hymenoptera; Megachilidae. The record is from RefSeq and is a predicted model, not a curated record. Gene Ontology annotation, cellular component: nascent polypeptide-associated complex.